CUAGGAGUAGUGCUGUGGUUUAUUGUUUUGUAAAUCGCGAUGAUCAUGACACUUGCAUUAAGCGAUGAACAUGGAUAUAGAAUUGCGAUUAAAUAUGUUAAUAGAGCUGAUGGUAGUGGGGACUCUAUUCAAAUUAGAUAAUCGACAAUCAACUCCGAGUUUUGAGUGUUUUCUACAGUUUGAUCCACAGUAAUUGAACGUACUGUGUAUGCUAAAAUGACGUUAUGAAAUCUCGGAUUUUUAUUUGUUUACUACUUUCGUCGAUUUGACCAAUCCCAAUUAAAUUCCGACAAAAUAAUUUAUUAAGUAUGGCCCAGACAUCGCUUGUUAUGCACAUACUAGCUGCAUCCAUUCAGGUAGCUAACCGUGCUGGGUUUAUCAUCCGUGAUGUUAUGAGCAAAGGUGAACUGGGAAUCGUGGAAAAGUCAAAAAAUGAUCUACAAACGGAGGCAGACCGAUCGGCUCAACGGAGCAUAAUCGCUUCAUUGUCCCAUCAAUUUCCACAGAUCAAAAUCAUUGGCGAAGAAGGCCAAUCCAAUUUGAGUGACAUACCGUCCGAUUGGUUGAUUAGCGAUCAGGAUGUGGAGUUUCUGAAAAAUUCGUGUCCGAACAAAUAUCAGAAUUUAACCGACGAACAGACUAGCUCCAUUGUCGUGUGGGUAGAUCCACUUGACGGUACAAACGAAUACACGCAAGGUUUUCUGGAACAUGUGACCGUACUUAUUGGAUUAUCUAUGAAUGAAGAGGCUAUCGGCGGUGUCAUCCAUCAACCGUACUACAAACGAGAUAGCGGUGAAAUCGGUCGUACUAUAUGGGGACUGAAGGGACUUGGAGUCGGUGGCUUCGAGCCGAUCGACAUUGCAAACGAUGACGGAAAAUUUGUGGUUACCACAACCCGAUCCCAUUCCAAUGAAGUAGUUAGAAGUGCUCUGGAUGCUCUGAAACCGACAGAAAUUCUACGUGUGGGAGGGGCUGGAUAUAAAGUGUUACAGCUACUGGAAGGCAAAGCGCAUGCAUACGUGUUUGCAAGUCCUGGCUGUAAGAAAUGGGACACAUGUGCUCCGGAAGCGGUGCUAGAAGCUCACGGAGGUAAGCUGACCGAUAUUCUUGGCAAUCAUUAUCUGUAUGGAGCCAACGUUUCGCAUCCAAAUAAAAUGGGUGUGAUAGCGUCGGCUAAAUCGGUGAAUCAUCAGAACGUUAUCGAUCUGAUACCAGACAAUGUAAAAGACACCAUGCGUUCGUAAAUUAGAAUUUUUAAUAAUAAAAACGCCAUUGCAUCGAUACGAAAC
Molecule: messenger RNA, 1289 nt
Organism: Bradysia coprophila
Lineage: Eukaryota; Metazoa; Arthropoda; Insecta; Diptera; Sciaridae
Product: 3'(2'),5'-bisphosphate nucleotidase 1
Biological process (GO): phosphatidylinositol phosphate biosynthetic process
Molecular function (GO): 3'(2'),5'-bisphosphate nucleotidase activity
Source: RefSeq, a predicted model, not a curated record